UUUAACUCCUCCUCACCAGCAUCCACCUAUCGUUUGCCAGCUCUUGCACCACCUCCCCCAACACCCCUUUAUACCGACUCUGCCCCCUCUGCUCUUUCAGCCCAGGCGAAGGGUCUCGGUGCGAAACGUCCAGUGUCCGUUCCCCUCCACAGGUGCCGCCCGACCCGCUGAGUUCCUCCAGCGUUUUGUUUCCUUUUCUGCUCCAGAUUCCAGCCUCUUGUCUCCAGGGCACAAGUGUGUGAGUGUGUCGGCUCAGUGCGGGGGUCUCCUCACCGACCGUGCGCCGUUUGUUCACUGCUCCCCCGCUCUGGAGAACAUGGUGUUCGCGGCUCUCUCGCACCUCCUGCCCAAGCUCUGUGACAGCUUCACGGUGCUGGCCGUGUUCUGCGCCGUCUUUUGCCUGGUCUUCGACUUCAUGAAGAGGCGGAAGACGUGUGAGAACUACCCUCCCGGGCCCCGGGGGUUGCCUUUCGUCGGCAACAUUCUGCAAGUGGACCUGAGAAACCCUCACGUGUCAUUCUCAAAGCUGUGGAAGAAGUACGGCGACGUGGUGAGUUUAGAGUUUGGAUGGACAAACGUGGUGGUGUUGAGCGGCUACAAGACCCUGAAAGAGGCGCUGGUGAAGAAAUCGGAAGACUUUGCGGACCGGCCAGGGUUUCCAAUAUAUAAGAAGGUCUUUGAGAGGAUCGGGGAAGGUAUCGUGCUUGCCAGGUACGGCGACUGGUGGAAACAACAGAGGAGAUUUUCACUUCAGACCCUGAAAAACUUUGGGCUGGGAAAGAAGUCUCUUGAGUUGCGAAUUGUUGAAGAGGCUGGGUUUUUGAACCAAGCCUUUGAAGGUGAACGAGGUCUCCCUUUUGAUCCACAUUUCUAUCUAACUUAUGCGACCGCAAACAUUAUCUGCUCAAUUGUCUUCGGAGAACGUUUUGAAUAUCGUGAUGAGAAGCUCCUUCGAUUUUUGCACAUACUUGAAGAAAGCUUUGUGUUGGAAGGCGGAUUUUGGGGUCAGAUGACGAAUGCGUUCCCCUUCCUGUGUUACCUCCCAGGACCACACAACAAAAUAUUUCAAAAUCAGGAGAAAAUCGUUCAGUUUUUGCAAGAAAUAGUAACGAGGCAUAAGGAAUCAUGGGAUCCAAAUUAUAUCAGGGACUUCAUUGAUGCUUUCUUAGCAGAACAAGAGAAGAUGAAGAACACACCGAAUACAAGUUUCCUGGAGACCAAGGUGAUUGGGUCAGCAGUUGACCUCUUUGUUGCAGGUACAGAGACCACCUCCACCACCCUGAACUGGGGCUUGCUCUUCAUGGUGCUACAUCCAGAUGUCCAGUCUCAGGUCCACGAGGAGAUUGACAGAGUGAUUGGGAAGGAGCGAAGGCCAAAGCUGGAAGACCGGGAGGAAAUGCCAUUCACUAAUGCUGUUAUCCAUGAAAUCCAACGCUGUGGGAAUAUUCUUCCAAUUUCACUACCUCAUCAAACAUACAGAGACACCACGGUCAUGGGUUACACCAUCCCUAAGGGAACAACAAUCAUUCCAAAUCUUUCCUCGACCUUGUUUGAUGAAGACAUUUGGUCGACUCCACAUCAGUUCAAUCCGGGACACUUCCUCAACUCGGAUGGGAAGUUUGUGAAGCCAGAAGCCUUCAUCCCAUUCUCUGCAGGUCAUCGUGUGUGUUUGGGGGAGCAGCUGGCAAAGACGGAGCUCUUCAUCUUCUUCACGUCCAUGCUCCAACAAUUCACAUUCCAUCUCCCGGAAAAUGAGCCAAGGCCGAACUACAGGGAUGCCAGAUUCGGAAUCACCCUCUGUCCGCUCCCGUAUCGGCUCUGUGUUAAAGCCAGAUUGUGAUGGAUAUUCACGUUUUACUAAACUCGGCUUUUUAGCAUAGCAAAAGAAACUCUCUCAGAUUAAUAUGUUUAUUGUUAAUUUUUAACAAGUACUAUUUAGCCAUCCUCUUGGGAAACAGUAAUGUCCAGGGUAGGAGAAGCCUAUUGUUGACUUAACUGAGAGUGCGACCUGAUCAGAAGGAACAACAUUGUCUAUGUUAACCUAAGGAUCCAGCCAUCUGACCUGAUCAAUGCAGUUGUGAAAACAUCACAUGCAGAUGAGGUUGUCACUAGAUGACUGGCAAAAAAAUGAUACAAGCAUUAGAAGGGAGUAAAGGUGGGGAGGAGUUACUGAGAUGAAGACACAGAGUCCACUCCUCAACUUCGACCCGAGGAGGAUCUCUUCCCAGAGCCUCCUUUCUGCGACGGACGACAUGUUCGUCUGCAACUCAUUGCUAUGGUUUUCCAGUUUGCAAGAGUUGUACUUGUGUUUGGAGAUCCUUUGUAGAAUUACAAUCUCUGUUAGAAUUUAUUCCUCAAAUAAAUGUGCUCCAUUUGGAAUAAA
This is a messenger RNA of Pristis pectinata (smalltooth sawfish), 2383 nucleotides long. RefSeq names its product cytochrome P450 2D15-like. The record is from RefSeq and is a predicted model, not a curated record. Gene Ontology annotation, cellular component: intracellular membrane-bounded organelle; cytoplasm. The transcript has 9 exons. Gene Ontology annotation, molecular function: iron ion binding; oxidoreductase activity, acting on paired donors, with incorporation or reduction of molecular oxygen, reduced flavin or flavoprotein as one donor, and incorporation of one atom of oxygen; heme binding. NCBI's taxonomy places the organism in Eukaryota, Metazoa, Chordata, Chondrichthyes, Rhinopristiformes, Pristidae. Gene Ontology annotation, biological process: xenobiotic metabolic process; arachidonate metabolic process. The coding region runs from base 317 to 1840 and encodes 507 amino acids.